Vitrella brassicaformis is the source of this 4849-nucleotide messenger RNA. The record is from the annotation of a GenBank genome assembly. Lineage: Eukaryota; Vitrellaceae.
GCCAGCAGCGCAGCGCAGAGCAGCUACAUGUACAGCUGGGAGCAGCCGCUUCAUCUGUGCAGUGUGCAUCUACAUGUCUCUCUACGAGACGAGACGUCUACAGUGAGCUGGACAGUAGCUUUGUGUCUAUCGUGAAACUGCGAUAGCACAGAGACAGACACACACAUGCAGCGAGCAUUGGUGCAGGUUUGUGUCUCGUCCGUGUGUGGGUGCGUGUGCUGACCUCCAGGCAGCAUACAUCAUGAACAUCAGAAUGAUACCGAGGAAACCACUCACACACCUGACACACAGAGACAACACACACACACACACACACACUCGUGUGUCUCCUGUCCCUUCCCGCACCUCCCUCCCUCCCCCCCUCCCUCCCCCCUCUGACUGACUGACUGACUGACUGACCAGCACAUGCUGAUGAGCAUGAGUGAGGGGACGACCUCGCCACACAGCCCCUCCAACAUGCCGUUCAUCCCACGAUAGAUGAACUUGCAGUUGAUGGCGUCCAGCAGGUCGCUGACUUUGUCCAGUGUGUCGUCGAGCAGCGCCCGCAGCUGCACAUUCAGCUCGUCCGUCGCGUCGCUCACUUGAGUGUCCAACGUCACGCCCUGCACUCACAUCACAGCCAGGCAUGGCAUGGCCUGGACGGACAAUCCCCAUGUAUGUGUUGUGCAUUGCAUCGUGCGUGUACGGCUGUCUGUAUGGGAACGGCGAGGUCUGUGGUGACAAAGGUGCUCCACUGUCUGUUGGCCGGGUUGGUGUCGUUAAAUCUGCACAUGGACGUGGGCGUAACGUCGCCGAAGGCGCUGCAGUUGAAGUGCGUCACCGCAUCGUCACGCAGACCCUAAUCAUCCACGACCCCACACACACUGGUCUGUCUGUCUGUCUGUCUGUGUGUUACUCACGGCUUUUGUUCUCAUCCAGAAGAGCAUGUUCUGGAAGUCUGUCGCCUGAACGGAUAACGGAUACAUGUGGACUUUAUCUGCACAAUAGUCAGAGAUUUGUAUGUCUGCUCGCUUACGUCAGCAGCCGGGAAGUAGCCAAGGAUAUUGCUGACCAGAGGAUUCUAGAGACACGCACAGAGGAAAACAUCGCCAUGAGGUCAUUGUCCUCAUUUGUCGGUCCUUUCUGUGUGCGCACGCACGGCGUUGGUGUGGUCGAAGCUGCGUGUGAUCCGAUAAUCGGCCGCAUUACCCUCACUGUUGUUGAACUGCGACGGGAUCCCAGACGCUGACAGCAAAAGAAAGACACACACAACUUUUCCUCUUCCCUCUCCUGGCUAUGCGCAUCUGUCUGUACGGUGCAUGACGUCCAUGUAGAAGAACUUGUCGUAUUUGAGGCUGUCGGGCACAAACGGAUUGGGGUUCAGCACCUCAUUCAACAAGUCGCGGUUGACCCUCUCCAGUGUACUCAGCCCUGACCAGACAACACAUCCACGUAUUAAAGGUGUCUCCUUUCUCUGUCUGCGUCGUGUUGUGUGUACCAGGUACGACGUCGAAGGAUAUGCCUCCGCUGGGUGAUGGGAGUGCGGCGAGUGCGUCUGCGUCAGUGAUGGUGCCGUUGACGUUCUGGAUGCCCACUCCCUUGACGAGGUCGUAAGUCGGAUAUGUCUAGCCGCACAGCAGACAGGGACAUCCAGCGAUGUCUCUCCCUCAACCGUGUCGCCUCACACUGUCGAAGACGUUCUCGUCUGUGAGCAUCAGCCACCCAAACUGUUGCGAGAACGUCACCAACUGAGCGAACGACAAAAGCCAUACACUGAUGAAGGUCGUUUGUUAUCAGGUUCGUUACAGUGUGUCCGCACCUACCGUAUCAACUUCAGUGAGGUCGACGGACUGGUUCUGCUGCGCCGCCAGCUCGUCGAAUUUCUGAUCGAUCUGCUCCUCGAAAUCCAAAUCCCCUGAUAAGGCAGACAGCCACACACAUACACAUACACACACGGGGUGAGCUGCUUCCAUGCUGCUGACCGACCGACCUGUGAGAUUCAGGGCCUCCAUCAGAUCACCCGAGCCGGCCGGCGUCAAACACUGACAGAAAAGAGCGGCCACGAGUGAGACAUGGAAUAGAUAAUUGUCACACAGAUGAGCGUGGACGGGUGGAUGGGUGGGUAUACCGUGAUCAUGAUGUCGAGCGUCUGGUUGUCGAGCUUGAGAGUGUCGCCCGUGCCGUAUGUAUUCCAGCCCUCAGUCGUCAACAAGUCCUCGCGCACGAAGUUGCACACGCUGCCCAAAGCCACCGACAGGAACAGCAGGAACCCCGCCACUAUCAACACUGGUUGGUUGGAAAGACAGACACAUAGAAUGAAGGGAUGUGUGUGCACGCGCUCCUAGCGAUACAAUACCGAUGCUUGAGCAGAGUGCGAAGCAGCACCAGACGCAGCAUUGGGGCAUGGCGAUGGGGAACUUCUUGUUGGAGCACUUGGCCAGCAGCAACGCACCGAUCCCCACAAACGCUAUCACCUUCACACCCCACACACCAGCAUACACAUCCUUGCAAGUGUCUUCCUUUCACCAUUGUCGUCUGAUCGACCGACCGUGAAUACGACGGACACAGUGAUCAGGCCUGCCCCCAUUUGAAGCCUUCGCUGGUCCACCUGCACACACAGAAAGAGAGAGCAUUAGAAGAGACACGACGGCUGGGAGUGCGUACCAUUUCCCUCUGGUCGACAAGAAUGUCUGUGACGACGUCAUUGAAGGAUUUCUCGGCAUCUUCCAGCGGCUCCAUCGCAUCAUCCAGCGCUGAAUUGAUGUCCUGACCACAUGCAUGCGCACCCCCGCACAGAUUGCAAUGCAGGUGAGUGUGUGAAGGUCGCGCGAAGCCACCGACCGUGAGUGUGGAUGAGUUUUGUCCGAGGUUAUUGUCGACUAUUUCGCGCACAUCGGCCAGCGCUUUGGUAAUGCCCUGCAAGCACACACACGUGAGUGAGUGAGUGAGUGAGUGAGUCGAGGUCUCUGUGUGUCCUGCCUGCCGACCGAUUCGAGGUCCGCGAGUGAGCUGCUGAUGAGGCUGGCGGCCUCCUCGCAGAAAAGACACUUAUGCUGCUCGGCAGACACUAUCAGAGCGUUGCUCUCCAAAGUCUGUGGGCCGACACGCAACAGGUCGCCCGCUGGCUGGUGUCUCCUCCCUCUCUGUCGCGUACCUACCGUCUGCAUGUGUGAGAGGCGCCCUAUAAGUGAGUCCUUUGCUGACAAAAGGACAAGAGAAAUACAUCUUGUGUAGGCUGGCUGGCUGGCUGUCGAGUGUGAGGCGCGGGAGUGGCGCACUUUGUGUGAAGUCGAGCGUGUUGUCCAGGAUGGUGUUGAUGUCGGUGAUCAGCUGACCCGUGGGAGUCAGGUCAUCCUUCAGACCAUUCAAGCUGCACGCAGACACACACAAUAUGCAACCUCUCCGUCACGUGACGUGGCCACUCUGAUGUGUACCUGUCGAUGGCUCCCUUCACGCCUACCAGACGACAGAACACAUCACACGAGUGAACGGGCGGCUCGACUUGGUGUCUGGGUGCGCUUACCGAUGAAUGGCUGGCUGGUGUUCUCGGCCGAACCGUACAGAGCUGGACUCACACACGCACACACACAGACGGAGACAAUCGCUGGAACAAUUACUGCCCUUUAUUAGUGCAUUGGCCGGCCGGACCCUCGUCAGCAAAGUUGAACACGGCGCACAUGGUGUUGCCAAUGCUGCACACCGCACCCGCACAUCCACACACUUGUAUGCGGCCCCCCCACCCACUGACCCGUUUCUGAAGUCCUCGAUGUAUCGAAUUGACAGAAAGGCGAAGAUCAGCAGACAUAGCGUGAGGAAGCCGUACAGCACCAGAAACACCAGCCCGCUCAGACACGAACCCUGUGGCACUUCACGAGGCUCCUUGCAGCACGGGCACCGCCUGCAUGCAUUCGCGCAGGGGGUGGGGCCCGUAUGUAUGUGUUGACUUCCCCUCUUUUACACACCUCCUGCAUCCUCUGCAGCAGAAUGCGCAACAGAGCCCCGGCCAGACCACACCCAACAACACCAGGCCAAACACUGCCGGCACCAUGAAUGACCUGAUCGAUUGACGCACACAACUCAGCCGGUUUGGAGAGAAUUUUGCCCUAUCUGUCUCUCUGUAUAUCUGUGAUGCGGUGACUCACGCGAGUUUCAUGCCGAAUGCCUGUCCGUUUGCUUCGGGGUCGUCAAUCACAUCGGCAAUCGCACUUGUCCCGCCUGAGUGAGGGACACACCACACAGCAGCAAGUCAGCCAGCCAGCCAGCAAGCCACCAAAGCAAUUGACAGAGGCCCAUGUUCCUUUCUCCUUACUCAUCCACUUGUCGACCAGUUCCAAGGCCUUCUUGCCCUUGUCGCUCGUACCGUUGAGCCUGCCGGUGAUCUAUCAAACACACGGACGACACGACAAGCGAGCUUACACACUCCAGAGUGGCCAACCGGCCGGCUGGCCCAUCAUUCAAAGCUCACGAUCGUGGUGGCCUCAUUGCACACGUCGUCCCUCUCCUUUCGCAGCUUGUCAGCGUCCUCGUCGGUCGUCCCAUCUGACACACAUCAGCCAGCCAGUCAGUCACGGCAGGACCAGUCUCUCAAAUCUGUCGGGAAUAGCCGGCGUCACUGUCAGAAUUGAGGCGUCGGAGGGCCCCUCUGAGGCCCGUGUAAGCAUCCUGAGCCUUCAACAGCCACCUCAAAGGCAGCCUAUCAAUCACCUCCAGACCCAGCUGCACCAAAGACACACAGUCGUGCGACCUUUAAUGCAUGUCGAAUGUGAUUCAUGUUUCCCAACCUGUCGGGUGCGUGCGUAGCUCUCCUUCUUGGCGCGAUACUCUACCUCAAAGUGCUUCAGAACACACGACAAUGCGUUUAUCGAGUUGC